AUGGAUCGGCUUCGUACAUUAUUCCGAAAGAGAGAGGAUGAGCAGGAGUACCAACCUUUAAACGAUGAAUCGCAAUCACUCGAGGGACCUCCUGAGCACAUCGAGAGUGAUGGAAUCCCUUUCUCAUGGGUCGAGUAUAGCAUCUUCGGAUUGCUAGGUGUUGCGAUGCUAUGGGCUUGGAACAUGUUCCUCGCUGCAGCCCCCUACUUUCAACUUCGCUUUCAGGACGAUGAUUGGAUUCUCGACAACUUCCAAUCGGCCAUUAUAUCGGUAUCGACACUAGGAAACUUAGGAUCGAUGGUCGUAUUAACCAAUAUCCAAUCCACAGCGUCAUAUCCGUUCCGAAUCAAUCUAGCUCUUUACAUAAACGUUGUUAUAUUUGGGUUCUUAACUGCCUCAACUACAUUUCUCGAUAUCUCACCCUCGACGUACCUUGUAUUCGUAUUGGUAAUGGUAGCACUCACGGCAUGGGCGGCAGGACUGAUACAGAAUGGCGCAUUCGCGUUUGCUGCCAGCUUUGGAAGACCCGAAUACAUGCAAGCGAUCAUGGCUGGACAGGGCGUAGCAGGUGUGCUCCCUUCGCUUGUUCAAGUCAUUUCAGUCCUUGUCGCACCACUAGCAAAUACAACGUCCGGGACCAGAGAAGAAACUUCACCGGGAAAUGGGAAAGCAGCAUUUAUCUACUUCCUUACAGCGGUAAUUGUAUCAAUCGUAGCGCUCGUGGCUUUCAUACCGCUAGUUAACCGUCACAACCGUAUUAUCGAGAAUCGGAUGAUGGAACACAUGGCCACGUCGGUGACGAGCAUCGAGUCCGCAGAACGUGCAGCGCGGAAAGUCGUCAGCAUGCCGAAGCUGUUCAAAAAGCUCCACUGGCUCGCGGGCGGUGUUUUCAUGUGCUUCGCCGUAGCCAUGUUCUUCCCGGUUUUCACACCUAAGAUUUUAUCUGUGACACCGCCAGACGAAGCGAGCCUAUUACUACAACCCGCUGCAUUCAUCCCACUCGGCUUCUUCUUCUGGAACCUUGGCGACCUUGGAGGGAGAGCCAGCUCCCUUUUCCUACCACUCCGAGAUCGGCCAGCCUUGUUAUUCGUAGUGAGCAUUGCGCGGUUGUUAUUCCUUCCACUUUAUGCUCUAUGCAACCUGCACGGUAAAGGGGCUGUUAUUAAUAGUGAUGUAUUUUACCUCCUAUUAGUGCAGUUCCCGUUCGGUUUCACCACCGGCUGGCUUGGAUCAAAUUGCAUGAUGGCAGCCGGUGAGUGGGUUGAGGAAGGAGAACGGGAGGCUUCUGGAGGGUUCAUGGGAUUAUCUCUUGUGGCUGGGUUGGCAUUUGGUAGUCUGCUGAGCUUCACUGCCGCUGGGAUAUGA
Daldinia childiae is the source of this 1365-nucleotide messenger RNA. RefSeq names its product Nucleoside transporter FUN26. The record is from RefSeq and is a predicted model, not a curated record. Gene Ontology annotation, cellular component: plasma membrane; fungal-type vacuole membrane. Gene Ontology annotation, molecular function: nicotinamide riboside transmembrane transporter activity; nucleobase transmembrane transporter activity. The transcript has 2 exons. NCBI's taxonomy places the organism in Eukaryota, Fungi, Ascomycota, Sordariomycetes, Xylariales, Hypoxylaceae. Bases 1 to 1365 code for a protein of 454 amino acids. Gene Ontology annotation, biological process: nucleoside transmembrane transport.